AUGGCAGGAAAGUUAACAGAUGACUUCUUAAAAGACCUCGAAGACCUUUCAGAUGAAGAACAGGUCCAAGGAGAUAUUGUACAGCAGGAGGUGGGAGCAGGCCAAGAGGAGGAUAAGAUACCAGAGAUUUCCAAGCUUAAAAAUGAUAAAGAGUACUCGGCAUUUUUAGAAGCUAUUGAAGAGGAUCUGAAUACUAUACAACCGGCUGAUAAGUUCAUCAAUUUGGAGAAAGCAGAUCCUAUAUAUGCGCUGAUAAAGAAAGCAAAUCAUUAUUUAAUGGAGAUCGAGAAUGAAAUCAAUAUCUGUUUUAAAGAGAUUCGAGAUAUUUAUCUGAACAGGUUCAGCGAGCUUGAAAGUAUCGUUUAUGACCCUAUACAGUAUACUAAGUGCGUCAAGGCUAUUGGUAAUGAGAAUGACUUCACUAAGGUCGAUUUUAAGGACAUUCUUCCAAACCAGACUAUUAUGAAUAUUACUGUAGCAGCCUCAGUGAAUCAAAGUACAGAUUUGCCAGAGAAAGUCCAUGAGAAAUUGAUGUAUUAUUGUGAUGAUAUUUUAACAUUAGACGAGCAGAAGAAAAGAAUUCUGCAUUACCUUGAGAAUAGAAUGCACUAUAUUGCUCCAAAUGUACUUGAAAUCCUAGGGUGCUCAGUUACAGCCAAGAUAAUCUCUGCUGCAGGAGGUAUUAAAGAGUUAUCAGAGAUUCCUGCAGGAAAUAUCCAAGUCCUUGGAGCACAAAAGAAGGUGACUCAAGGUUUCUCCACCCAAAAUCUUGGCUUGCACGUUGGUCAUAUUGGAGAAGUUCCAAUGGUCAAGAAAGCUCCAGCUAACUGGAGGAAGCAAAUUAUUAGAAUGUUUUCCACCAAGACUGUACUUGCAGCUAGAGUUGAUGCUGCUAAGAAACAUCUUUCUGGUCAGAAGGGAAAGGAGCUACUCCAACAGAUCAUACAAAGAUUCGGAAAGGUAACUGAGGCACAGAAAAUUUCCAUGAAAAAGCCUCUUCCUAAGCCAGUUGAGAAAAAGUCUAGAAAAAGAGGAGGAAGGAAAUUUGCAAACAUGAGAAAGAGACUUGAAAUGAGUGAAUACGCUAAAAUGAUUAACACAGUCAAGUUUGGAGAGGAAGCACAAGAAGAAAUCGGUCUUACUGGAAUAGGAAUGGGAAUGCUUGGUGUCUCGGGAACUGGAAAGUUAAGAGCAACAGCAAGUAAGAAUAAUAAAGUUAAAUUAAUGAAGAAGAAAACUGAGUUGAAUAAACCUGCUCUACCUUCUGGAUCUACUCAUGAUGGACUUCAAUCUUCAUUAGUCUUAGCUAGUAAUGCUGGAAUCGAGCUUAUUAAUCCUGAGCUUCUCAAAGAACAAGUGAAAGAGCAGCAAACUUACUUCAAUACCAAGGCAGGGUUCAGUACAGUUAUCCAAUCAAGAAUGAAUAAGAAUCAGUAG
Moneuplotes crassus is the source of this 1437-nucleotide messenger RNA. Lineage: Eukaryota; Ciliophora; Spirotrichea; Euplotida; Euplotidae. The record is from the annotation of a GenBank genome assembly.